Capsicum annuum is the source of this 1573-nucleotide messenger RNA. RefSeq names its product tRNA pseudouridine synthase A. NCBI's taxonomy places the organism in Eukaryota, Viridiplantae, Streptophyta, Magnoliopsida, Solanales, Solanaceae. The record is from RefSeq and is a predicted model, not a curated record. The transcript is spliced from 10 exons. The coding region runs from base 123 to 1277 and encodes 384 amino acids. Gene Ontology annotation, biological process: tRNA pseudouridine synthesis. Gene Ontology annotation, molecular function: pseudouridine synthase activity; RNA binding.
AAGGAAAAAAGUCGGGUCGGGUCGGGUCCAUUUGUGUUUCGGGCUCCCACCAAAAUUCCCUUAAACCCUCGUUGCAUUUCCAACGUUCAGUAUUCAGUACUACACAGCUCCUUAGCUCUGCAAUGAAAAAGGAUCAAUCACAGCCGUUGAUUUCGGAGACUAGUAAACACUCGCUUGAUCAACGGCCUGAUUCUCCUCAACGGCCGGCGAAAUUCGCCAAGGUAAACGAGGACAACAUCGCCGAAGAGAAAGAGUUGGUUAGUAGAACAAUGAAUCCGAAUCCUCGGCUACAGCGGUAUUUGAUUGCGAUUGAGUAUAUAGGAACGCGAUUCGCCGGUGCGCAGCAGCAACCUAAUUGCAGAACAGUCGUCGGUGUUCUUGAGGAAGCCUUCAAGAAGUUUGUUGGACAGCCAGUAUCAGUAUUUUGCUCUAGUCGAACUGAUGCUGGAGUACAUGCUCUUUCAAAUGUUUGCCAUGUAGAUGUUGAAAGGACUAGUAAAAGGAAACCUGGUGAAGUGUUACCUCCCCAUGAGCCUUUGGUGGUAAAAAGAGCCGUGAACCACUUUUUACAGAAGAAUGAGGGUGAUAUAAUGGUUAUUGACGUUCGAUGUGUUCCAGCUGAUUUUCAUGCCAGAUAUAAAGCUCAAGAACGCACGUACUUCUACCGAUUGUUAUCUGGACCAGAGCCAGUAUCAAGCUUUGAGAGAGACCGGGCUUGGCAUGUGCCUGAGAAUCUGGAUCUUCUUGCCAUGCAGAAGGCAUGUAACAUUCUUAUUGGACGUCAUGACUUCAGUUCUUUCAGAGCAGCUGCUUGUCAGGCGAACUCACCCAUCAGAACUCUGGAUGAACUUAAUAUUACUGAGGUCGUUUCAACUCCUUAUUUUCCAUCAAUCUCAGAGCGACUAAAGAGCAGUAAUGUGAUAGAGGAUCCAACUGUAUCCAUCGGUUCAGACACCAACCACUCCCACAUCUCUUUGAACACCAACGAAGAAAAGUUGGAAGGUCCAAGUGGUGAGGCUUGUCAAAAGUUUGGCCUUAGAAGAAGACACCGCUGCUAUGUGGUAACCGCAAGGGCACGAUCUUUUCUUUACCAUCAGGUUAGGCUGCUUGUUGGAGUCCUCAAGUCAGUGGGGGCUGGAGAUCUAACGGCUCCAGAUGUAAAACGCAUCCUUGAAGCAAAAUCCAUCGCUGAAGCACCUCCGAUGGCUCCAGCUUGUGGUCUUUAUCUUGGACAUGUCAAAUAUGAUUUGCCUCCUGGGACUUAUCAAAGCCAAUAAGUAGUAUUUCCCGACAAACUAGUUUGAUGUUGUGCGAGCAUGUAUUUCUUGGUCAAGCGAGUUGAACAGUUACUUGUUAACAACUAGCAUUUUUUGCAUUAGGUGGAACCAAGUGGUGGGUAAUGAUAAGUUAUUUUGAUUUGUUAUGUUAUGGUCAGCCUUCACGAACAUCUCUUGUAAUGUUCUAGUAGGUUUAGGGAGAAAACAAAAGCAAGUCUUGUAAUGUUGCAGGGAUUAGCCUGUUUAUCUUGUAAAGCAAUUUAAUGUUCGAAUCUCAAUAUAAUCGCAGUAGUCAG